Molecule: messenger RNA, 3275 nt
Organism: Poecilia latipinna (sailfin molly)
Lineage: Eukaryota; Metazoa; Chordata; Actinopteri; Cyprinodontiformes; Poeciliidae
Gene: srsf9
Product: serine and arginine rich splicing factor 9
Exons: 4
Coding region: 2213-2968 (251 amino acids)
Cellular component (GO): nucleus; cytoplasm
Molecular function (GO): mRNA binding
Source: RefSeq, a predicted model, not a curated record
CAACUCAAGAAAAAGAAGAAGAAGAAGAAGAAGCUAACGUUGCUAACACGGAAGAAGGUGUGUGUCUUGAGAAGUAGCGUUCAAACUAAAACACUUAGGUGUUAUCUUUGAAAGCUAAUUGUACUGUUUUAAACGUAAGUAGUUUUUAUUACAAUAUACACGAUGUUCUAAGUAAUACUGCUGUUAUAGAUUGGUAGAAAUAUUGGUGCAUUUUAGGCGCAGUGAGAUUUUUAGCCAGGUUAGCUGGUCAACAAAGAAAUGUUACUUGCGUAUCCAAACGAACAUAUUCAGGUUCUAGACGAUACAAAACAGAAAUCCUGCAAAAUGAAUGAGGUUACACGGUCAACAAACCAAAUAUGUGGACUACAGAAAAAAGAUGUAACAUUUUAAUGCCUACUAUAUCUUGUAGCAGCAACGCGUCCCUGUCCUGUUUAUUAGCUUUAGCCUCCACAUUUAUUUGGUGGUGGUGUAGUUUUAUCGUGUAACUCACGCUGAAAACGUUAUAAAUAAAUCUGAUAUUCUAGGCCGUGGGUGUAAAGCUUUCAGUUAGCGCCACGUGUUAAUCUUCAUUGAGUUGGUUAAGGUAGAAAAACGGGUCUGGUCGGUUCAUCUUAAAGGAUUUCUCAAGAAGGCCUUGGAAACGUCCUCGUUCUGAAUAGUAUAAAAGAAAAUCAGCCUUUUAGAAAAGCACUGGAACUUGAAUAGGUGUGCCAGUUAAAAAUAAAUUUUUUUUGGUUAUUUAUCGUAUCAGCUAUUUUUAUUUUUGAUGUAUUCUUAAUAUUUCACGUGCAUAUUUUGUGUGUUUGUUAUUGAACUAUGACAAACGUAUUUAUGUUUUUAAAUUUCCAUUUAUUGGAUGAUUUAUUUCCCUCAAUUUGAAUCGAAAUCUGUAAAAUAGUGGUGUCUAAAGAUCACACAGAAAUUGCUUAGUUGAAUGUAAAAUAUUUUUUUAGGAAUUGACUUGAGAUGUUGAGCAAACACUGACAAUUAUUCUGCUGUAAUAGUGAUUACAACAACAACAAUUGAACUUUCAAUAAAUCUUUUAUUCAGCUAAAAAAGGUUUGGUUAAUUUGCUCUAGAUAUUUAUUUUCGCAAUUAACACCAGCAGAUAGUAAGUAGUCUGUGUCAAAAAAAAAACAAAAAAAAAAAAACAGUUGGUGUGUUGUUUUUUUUAUUGCAACAUAUUUGCUAACUACUCGAAUUGAUAUAUAAACAUUUAUACAUUUUGAUGCACAGGCUUAUUAUGCGGGUGUGUGCAUAUGCAAACUCAUAAUUUUUGAAAUGUAAGCAUUGAAAAGCAUUAAGGACAGCUUAUUCAUUUAACAAAACCAGCUAAUUAUCUUGAGUGAAAUUCAGCAGUUUUGUUUUCAGACUAUAUUUUGCUAUAAAUCAUUAUUCUCAUCAUCCCUGCUCUGAACAUCUUGCCCAUGAUAAACUACUAAUAACUACAUUUUGCUACAGUAAAGUUUCUUCCUAUAAUGGAACAUGAUGUAAAUUACUGGUUGUCAAAAGCAGGUACAAAACAUUCCUGUGGUUGUUGGCAUGGAAGCGCCAGUAAGAGUCAGUUUCCCUUUCCUACCAAAAGAGAGUCUGAUACAAAAUGACUAAAAUUGUAAAACCUUUUGGUGAAGGGGGAAAAUGGGGAAAAACAACCUAUUUGACUGUUUAAAAACCAAUGUCUAAUUCAUUUAUUUGUUUUAUAGUACGUAGAAUUAGCACAAAAAAAAAUAUCCCAGUAACAGCAUUUAGAAGUAUCUAGGCACUUCGAAAUGAUGUAGCAUUAUGAUAGUUACUCUGCUGCUUUCUCCACUUCUCUGAAGCACUGUAGAGUUUUUAACACUUUCUGCUCACAACAUUUAAGGAUUUUGUUCAUUUUUAUAUGAUGUGAAAACUGUGCAAUAAUUUCACCUGCAUAAAAAUGCUAUUUCUUAUUAAACAUUUUCUACCCUCUUUUAAAGUUUCAGGCUUGGAUCCAUAUUUGAGACCUUUUUUUUCCCUUGACCCCAUCAUUUACUACUGUUGUGACUUCAACUCCGGUUUACAGAUUACAGAUAUACAGAUCUUUGUCUAAGUUAAGGAAUUGGCCUCCAAUGGACUAAGUAUAUGGAUUUGGAAAAGGACCGUUUCCGCAGCUGUUUCUGAAAGCAAGAGGUGCACUCACAGUCUGCAGUUGCCCCUAUUCUGUGUCAGCAGUGCGAUCCAGUCAUUCAACAUGUCUGACGGCCGGAUCUAUGUUGGAAAUCUCCCCAUGGAUGUCCAGGAGAGAGACAUAGAGGAUCUCUUCUUCAAAUAUGGAAAAAUCCGAGAAAUAGAAUUGAAGAAUAACAGAGGAACUGUUCCUUUUGCCUUCAUCCGGUUCGAGGAUCCACGGGAUGCUGAGGAUGCUGUCUUUGGAAGGAAUGGAUAUGCAUAUGGGAACUCCAAGCUACGUGUAGAGUAUCCUCGAUCCUCUGCUGCCAAAACUGGUCCAAUGGGAGGUUUUGGAGGAGGAGGAGUAGGAGGAGGACAGAGAGGAAGGUUUGGACCCCCAACUCGAAGAUCCGAAUUUCGGGUCAUAGUGACUGGGUUACCGGCUACUGGAAGCUGGCAGGAUCUGAAGGAUCACAUGCGAGAAGCAGGAGAUGUUUGUUUCGCAGAUGUACAGAGAGACGGCGAGGGCGUAGUGGAGUUUCUCCGUAGGGAGGAUAUGGAGUACGCGCUACGCCGACUUGACCGAACAGAGUUUCGGUCGCAUCAGGGUGAGACCUCGUAUAUCCGAGUUUAUGAGGAGAGAGGCGGUGGCGCUGCCAACUGGAGUCGUUCACGUUCUCGUUCCAGAUCCCGAGGCCGCUAUUCUCCUCCGUAUUUUAACAGAGGAUCUCCCCCUCGCUACCCGUCACCUCCACGCCAUCCCAUGUUGAGGCAUAGUCCGCCUCCAAGGAGGCACCCCCCACCUCACCAUAGCCCACCUCCACGUCAUUACAGAUAGAGGCCUCUGUAUUUACGCGACAUCUGGAGGAAAUAUUUCACAUUUUUGCAUUUUAACCAUUUUAUGUCUGUUUUACUUCAGACAUCCUCGUCCCUAUUUUGGUAUAAAUGCAUUCCAUGGCCAGAAAACCCACAACAGCCUACUCUUUCUGUAGCCUUUAAGUUUUUGUUUUUUUGUUGUUGUUUUUUUGGGUUUUUUUUCUGUUUUUAGGUUUAGCUAUUUCAAAACAGAGUUGGCAAUUCUUAAGUUGACAUUCUGAUUUCUACUUUGAUAGUUAAUUUCUUGGCUGUUCAUUAAAACCUCGUCA